Messenger RNA from Gadus chalcogrammus (walleye pollock), 2292 nucleotides. Its product is annotated as E3 SUMO-protein ligase ZBED1-like. The record is from RefSeq and is a predicted model, not a curated record. The transcript is spliced from 2 exons. NCBI's taxonomy places the organism in Eukaryota, Metazoa, Chordata, Actinopteri, Gadiformes, Gadidae. The coding region runs from base 745 to 2292 and encodes 515 amino acids. Gene Ontology annotation, molecular function: protein dimerization activity.
GUUGUGCCGGCGAAAUGCACACUUCUUGGACCCCUGCAUAACUGCUUGCAGUUCUAGUUAUUAUUUUUUUUAUUAUGUAUUUUUCCUGAGAUCUCAGAGGUUUUUGUAUGGUACAAUUUCAUUUAAGAAAACCACUUGUGGCUCACCAGAACUCAAAGAAAAAAGAUAUUGAAGGUUUAAGGUUCUUUGUGAAUUUAACUAUAUUACUGUGUUAUCAUACUAAAUUGUUUAUUACUAUUACUAGAAGUGUGGUACUUUCGUGUAUUAGCAGUAUUUUGUUCUUCAUUCCAUCAUAUUUCUAGUGAUAUCUGCAUUGUGGAAUACUGACUCCAUAAGUUUUGGUUUCAAUAUAUAUAUUUUCUUCAAACUAAAUUGUCGGUUGUCGUGUGAGUUAUUUGGGGUGGAUAUUACAGGUAUAUCCUUACAGUAUAACAACCAAUCUCCUCAUCGAAUCUAAAAUAGAUAAUGACCCCUGCCUCUUGGUUUUAUAAACACACUAGCUUAAGGACUUAGGUGCCAGAGGGGUUACAUUUGCAAGAACAAAAUCUCGUUCAAAGGAGGGUCCACAGCCAAUUUGCACCGUCACAUCAAGACCAGGCACCCUGGGGCCCGGCUUUGCGAGGUGAGGAAGAGGAGGCCGAGGCACCGUCUGCGGCACCGUCUGAGGCACCAUCUGCGGGAUCAUCGCAAACCACAGACUCCAGGGGCAGAGGCCAGGCUACGCAAUCCAGGCUGACCCAGUACAUGUCGCGGCCGAUAACACCGCAACGGCAGAAAAAUCUGGAUGAACAGCUGGCGAAAAUGGUGGUCUGGGACCUACAGCCAUUUUCAUUUGUGGAGGACAGGGGCUUCAAGGCAUUUACAAAGGCCCUUAAUCCCUUUUACACCCUACCAGGUAGGAAGACCGUCUCCAAGCUCCUGGUUCCUCGGCUUUAUGCCACCUGCCAUGCCGGAGUCAAGGAGAGAGUGGGACACGCUGCAGCUGUGUGUCUGACAACAGACUGUUGGACAUCCAGGACGACCCAUAGCUAUAUGUCCGUGACAUGCCAUUUCGUGGAGAACUACGAAAUGGUCAGCUGUCUCCUGGAUUGUUUUCAAUUCAGUGAGCGAAACACAGCGGACAAUUUGUCCGGACAUCUUCUGAGGAUCACGCGUGAGUGGGAGAUCCAGGACAAGGUGGUCGCCUGCGUUUCAGAUGGAGCGUCAAAUAUAACCUUGGCGAUUCAGAAAUGCCGUUGGAAGCACCUGCAUUGUUUUGCCCAUACAUUGAAUCUGAUAGUUAGGGGGGGGUUGAAAAAGCUGUCAGAAACAGUGUAUAAGGUCAAACAAAUUGCGGACCACUUCCAUCGAAGCUCCUUGUCGGCGGAGAAGCUAAGGGCCACUCUGCUUCAAAUGGGUCAGCCAGACCUGAAGGUUCUGCAGGAUUGCCCCACCCGGUGGAACUCAACGUUUUACAUGUUAAAGCGUUUUGUGAGACUGAGGGAUGCCAUCAUCACCACCCUGGCUUUGGUGAAUCAAGCAGUGACCACCUUGACCCAUGAUGAGUGGGCGGCCAUUGAAGAGGCAUGCGAGGUGCUUCAGGCAUAUGAAGAGGUGACAGUGGAGAUCAGUGGAGAAGGCUACGUGACUGCCUCCAAAAUCAUUCUUUUGGCACGGGGUCUGCAGAGGGUCAAUGCAAACCACCUGAGGUCCGGAUGCUUCAAGCAGCCUGUGGUGGUGUCACUUUUAACCUCACUCAACGCCGAGAUGGCAAAGCGUUUCCAUAGGAUCGAGUUCAACGCCUUGCUGUCUAAAUCCUCCAUCCUUGACCCCAGAUUCAAGAGGAAGUCCUUCUCUGAUGACCAGGCAGCCACCGAGGCCAUCCAAAGGCUCACAACUGCUGCAGCACAGGUGACCAUCUCCAAUCCAUCCCAGCAGGAAGCUCUGGUGGAAGAAGGAGCUGCGGGGGGACAAGCCACAGAGGAGAGCAUGGUCUGGGGUGACUUUGACGAGCAGGUCUCAGGGCUCGUUAGUCACCUUAGUGCAGGUGCGGAAGCGACCCUCGAGAUCCGGUCCUUCCUGCAAGAGGCACUGAUCCCUAGGUCCUCCAACCCUCUGACCUGGUGGAAAAGUAGAUUGUUGAUCUAUCCGCGGCUCACUCAGCUGAUGCUGGAGAGAUUGUCUGUGGUCGCCACGUCAGUGCCAUCUGAACGCGUGUUCAGCAAGAUGGGGCUGAUCAUUUCAGAGAGGCGCAGCCGUCUGUCUCCCUCCAAGGCGCAACAAGUGAUGUUCCUGAAUGCGAACCUGAAGUGA